GAUUCAUUACAAGAUUCAACUUCAGGUAAUUCAAACUUGGUAAACAAUACUGAGCGAAGUAUUUUUGGGGAAAAAGAUGCAAAUAAUUCACAAGUUCUUGUUGAUAAUGUAGAACAAGAAAGUAAACUGGCAAAUCUUUCUAAUGAUACUAAUAAUAAACAAA
Funneliformis geosporum is the source of this 163-nucleotide messenger RNA. NCBI's taxonomy places the organism in Eukaryota, Fungi, Glomeromycota, Glomeromycetes, Glomerales, Glomeraceae. The record is from the annotation of a GenBank genome assembly.